Messenger RNA from Dunckerocampus dactyliophorus (ringed pipefish), 3379 nucleotides. Its product is annotated as putative helicase mov-10-B.1. The record is from RefSeq and is a predicted model, not a curated record. Bases 94 to 3042 code for a protein of 982 amino acids. Gene Ontology annotation, molecular function: RNA binding; 5'-3' RNA helicase activity. The transcript is spliced from 23 exons. Lineage: Eukaryota; Metazoa; Chordata; Actinopteri; Syngnathiformes; Syngnathidae.
AUCUGAGUAGAUGACAGCGACAUGGGAUUUCAGUGCAUCCGCAUCUGAGACAAGACAGACGACUUAAUAUUUCGACUGACGGCGGACAUUAAAAUGUCAGAACGGAAGAAGUCAGGCUGCGAAGUUGGGCUCCGGUUCUUCGGGUUUCUGAGGGAUACCGACCGAGCAGCCAUUAGAGCUAGAGCCGAACUGAAGGACAUUUACAACAACGAGUUCAAAGCAGUGAAUCAGACCAAAGUUCCAAACUUUAGCAGUGUCCUCUUUGGCUUGAAAAUGUCAAAAAAAAUUAAAGUGGGAAGAGAUUACAUUUACGUCAAUUCCAAGGCGAGAGGGUUUCUUGUAGACCAGUGGUACACACCCAACAGGCCUAGAGUACAGGAGGCCUUGAAUGGAGCAGCCCAUCCAUCUCCAGCUCCAUCUCCAGAUCAGCCUGCCAUGUCCGCAGACGAAGAAAAGAAGAAAUGUGCCAUGCUCUUUGUGGAACAACUCAAGAAAAACAGGGCUCACUACGUUGCAGAUAAAAAUGGCAUUGUCAUCACCUCAAAACAUCAGUUCAAUGACGGAUCACUUUUCAUAGAAUUGCAAAAAACUGAGUGUGUGGUGAAUCUAACUGUAGAAAACUCUGGAACUGAAACUGUGCAUUUUACCAGCUACACUGUGUUGCACAAACUCAGCUGCUUCACACUCAGUGAUGAGAACAAAGUCACCAGACAAAACCCACUUGUGCUCAAACCAGGUGACACCUAUGAAAUCCAAGUUCUAUACCAGUUGAAGUGCGCUGGUAACUACCCAGCGACGUUGGCCUUUGAAUUUAAGCAAGACUUGGAUUCCCCUUCAUUCCAUAUUGUGCGCUAUAUUCAGGUUCAUUAUGUGACCACAUUGGGAAUGGAGCUGAAACCUGUUGCACCUUUCAAACGCUCGCUUCCUGCCCAAUUACCUGUGUCGGAAUACAAGAUCCUCAUGGGGCAGCCACCUGAAGGGAUGUCAAAGAAUCAACUAAAAAAUGCAACUCCACUUAAGUACUAUCGAAUCCCAGGAGACAUGCCCAGCCUAAUCCAGUCUCUGAAGAAUGACACUCACUCUGAUAAAAGAAGAGAAACGCUGGAAUGCAGUUUGACUUUUGAGAACUACUCUGACAAGUUCCAUCUGAUGUUGUAUUUGGAGGAGCAUCAGAUGGAAGUGGACAUCAGGCGAUACUUCAUACCGAACAGUCAAAUGAAAUUCGCCACCAUGGAAAGAGAUCGAUACAACAAGAAGCUGCUCAUUCUGAAGAUCCCUGGUCUCUCUGAGAACCGCCCUUCAGUGCUGCGAGGGGAUAAGCUGAUGGUUUACCCCCAAGAAGAAACAUGUGUGAAGUACUGCGGUUAUGUCCACAAAGUAGAGAGGGACUCUGUCAAACUGGGAUUUCACUCAGAUUUGUUGGACAAGUUUAUCGACGGCAUGAAGUUCAACGUGGAGUUCACAAUCAAUCGUUUGAUGCUGCGUGUGCAGCACAGAGCGGUAGACUUUGCAACCUUUAGAGAGGUGUUAUUCCCACAGAGGAGCUACCACUUGAAGAUUCCUGAACUUCCCACACUCAGAUUCUAUGACAUACAGUUGGAGCGCAACCCAGAGCAGUCUAAAGCCGUGCGUCAUAUCGUAGCGGGCACCUCUAAACCUGCUCCAUACCUGGUGUUUGGACCACCCGGCACUGGCAAAACUGUCACUUUGGUUGAGGCCAUCAAGCAGAUUGUGAAGACACAGCCACAUUGCCACAUUUUAGCCUGCGCUCCCUCCAACAGUGCUACCGAUCUUCUCUGCGAGAAGAUUUCAGAACAUGUGGAUAAGCGUUGUUUGUACCGCAUGUACGCCUGUAGCCGUGACCCACAAUGUGUCCCUGUGAAACUAAAGGAAUGUUGUAACCUGGAAGGGGAGUGUUACAUUUUUCCUCCCAAAGAGGACCUGAUGAAGUAUAGAGUCAUUGUCACCACUCUGAUCACUGCUGGAAGGCUGGUCACGGGAAAUCUCCCCAAAGGUCAUUUCACUCACUUUUUUGUGGAUGAGGCCGGACAUGCCACGGAGACUGAAUGUUUAAUCCCACUGGCUGGGCUGCUGGACCCAAAGUCUGGCCAGGUGGUUCUGGCUGGAGAUCACAAGCAGCUUGGACCAAUUGUCUCAUCUCCCCUUGCUCAAAAAUUUGGAAUGGGCAUUUCCCUCUUGGAAAGAAUGAUGAAAAGUGUGUCUCUGUACCAGAAGAAGGAUGAUGUGUUCGACAACAACUUUGUCACCAAAUUGCUGUGCAAUUACAGGUCCCAUCCAGCCAUUUUGAAAAUUCCCAACGAGCUUUUCUAUGACGGAGAGCUCCAGGUCUGCGCCAAUGAAAUGAAACGCAACUACUUCUGCAACUGGGAACACCUGAAAAAAAAGGACAUCCCUGUGAUUUUCCAUGGGGUGACAGGCAUCGAUGAACGAGAGGCCACCAGCCCUUCGUUUUUCAACAGAGCGGAGGUGGAUGUGCUGAUGCACUAUGUGAAAAAACUACUGCAGACUGGUGGCAAAAAGGGCAUGGCAACCAUCUCUCCGAAAGACAUCGGCAUCAUCGCCCCCUACAGGAAACAAGUGGAGAAAAUCCGUCAGGGUCUGAAUAAAAUUGGGAAAGACUUCAAACACAUGGACAUGCAUGCCCUUAAGGUUGGUUCUGUGGAGGAGUUCCAAGGUCAGGAGAGGAGAGUGGUCUUGGUGUCAGCAGUCCGGAGCAACCGCGAAUACACAGAAUUUGACAAGAAGUUCAGCCUCGGCUUCAUCACCAACGACAAGAGGUUCAAUGUGGCUCUGACUCGAGCUCAAGCCCUGCUGAUUGUGGUGGGAAACCCGUUUGUGCUCCAUGUUGAUCCAGUAUGGAAAUGCUUCAUCAAUUACUGUAGAGAUUCAGGGGUCUACGAAUAUGAGCAUGCAGAGGAAGAUGAUGAUGUGGUGGCAAGGCUUUCAGCUCUUUUUAUGAAGAUUGAGUUACAAGUGGAGAGUGACUCUCACCAGCUUCAUUUGCCCCAAGUGGAGGAGUGAGGAAAGAUGACGUCUGAAUGUGAACUCCGCACCAGGGACCAGAAAAUUACAACGCACCAAUUUUAAUAAAUUAAUCAGAAAAUGCAACACAACCUUCACAUGACAAUAAUUAGUUCAGACUUCUCUUUAAAAAAAACUUUUAUUAGUGUUGAAGGAUGGCGGGAUCAUUCACUUUUUGUAAAUCGUAAAGGUAACCUCUGGAGGGCACAAGAACCCUAAGUUCUUGGGAAAUACAACUCAGAGGAGUGAACCAUAAAUGAAAAGUAUAACAUUAGGAAAACCACCAAAGCAUGUACAUGUGUUGGAAUUAAAAGUUCAAGAGUUGAUACAAUAUGAA